This is a messenger RNA of Paramecium octaurelia, 310 nucleotides long. NCBI's taxonomy places the organism in Eukaryota, Ciliophora, Oligohymenophorea, Peniculida, Parameciidae. The record is from the annotation of a GenBank genome assembly.
AUGAUUAAAAUCUUGACAAAUUAUAAUAAUUUCUCUGAAUAUAAAAUAAAGUAUUAAAUAGAUAUUCAUCCUCUUCAAGGCAAGAAAUCUCUGCCAGAAUAUGUUGGUAAGAUAUUUGAAGAAGCAAAGUAGAAUAAUAAUUGUUGAAGAUCCUAAAUUAAAUGUCUAAUCAUUUUCUCAAAACUCCAUUGUGUAUAUGGAUUGUUGACUAAGAAUAUUUCUAGAAGGGAAUAUAAAAGUAACUGAAACUCUACAUAUUGUCUGAUUAGCAUUUAUAUCGUAUAUAUUUAUAAUUGGAUAAAUAUGUAAU